AUGGCUCAUAAUAGCUUAAACGUGGGUUUACAUAGGAAAAACUUUGUAUCUCCUUUAUUAGAAUAUGUUCUACAAACUGAACUUCCUAGGGUUUAUAAAAUUCCUAUGUUCACAACGUUUGCUAGUGACACCAGCGAAUCUACCGUUGAACAUAUAACACAUUAUUUGACAGAGGCUGGGGAUAUUGCGAACAAUGAGAAUUUGAGAUUAAAGUUCUUCGCAAAUUCUCUAACAAAGAAUGCCUUUACGUGGUUCACCAAGCUUGCACCGCAUUCCAUUCAACAUUGGACAAAAUUAGAGAGACUAUUUCAUGAACAAUUUUACAUGGGCCAAUCAAAGAUAAGUCUAAAGGAAUUACCAAGUGUUAAGAGACGAUCAACUGAGUUUGUCGAUGAUUAUUUGAAUAGAUUCAUAUUGUUAAAGGCAAGAUGCUUCACUCAAGUUCCUGAAUAUGUGUACCAACUUACGCUCAAAAUAUCUGUUAACAAAUCUAACGACGGGCCAAUUCCAAACUUCAGUAUUGGACUUACGCAAUUAGAGCAGGAGCAAGCAUCUGAUGACGAUAAUGGAAAAAAAAAUGGUAAAAAGAUGGAAAAGAAGCCGGAUCAGAUAAACCGUGGGAAAAGGAAACAACAAUCUGAUGACAAAAAUGCAAAGAAGAGUGGUAAAAAGAUGAAAAAGAAGCCGGAUCAGAAAAAACAACAAUCUGCUGGAGAAGAAUCUGAUGAAAGGAAGCUAAUGAAUUUAGAGUUCCCAUACUGCAUCAGUCCAUCUGCAUCAUUUUAUAGCCUAUCUGUUACGUUUGUUCGACUAGUUUAG
Molecule: messenger RNA, 819 nt
Organism: Medicago truncatula (barrel medic)
Lineage: Eukaryota; Viridiplantae; Streptophyta; Magnoliopsida; Fabales; Fabaceae
Exons: 3
Coding region: 1-819 (272 amino acids)
Source: RefSeq, a predicted model, not a curated record